Molecule: messenger RNA, 2067 nt
Organism: Trichobilharzia szidati
Lineage: Eukaryota; Metazoa; Platyhelminthes; Trematoda; Strigeidida; Schistosomatidae
Source: the annotation of a GenBank genome assembly
AUUGAAGGCGAUGUUUAUCACACGAUUUCACGCGGGCAUGUUUCGAUAUGUUGUUUCGCACGUUUGUUUUUCUUAUUUUUGUGAAGCUGACUUGUACUUUACAAUCUAACGAGAGUUAUAAAUGAACUGACUCAACAACCCAGGAAUUGUUCACAUACUCUAAAAGCUCCAGUGAAUUGUAGGCCAGCUCCUGGAAUACGUUGUGACGGAAAGCUUUUCAGUGGUUCUGAAAUUGGCUUUCAAAAAUUAGUAGAUUGCCGUCGAGUGACUGGAUAUAAGUUUGAUUUCGCACUGUUGUUGUCAGUUUUUGGUGGGUUGUUUGGAUUGGAUCGUUUCUAUCUUGGAUACCCAGCCUUAGACUGUAGGCCCUGCUGACGGGUCAUCAUUUCUUCGACCUUACUACGAUCCUUCAAUAACUCUCCUCCACCGAACUAAUUUCACCGUCUAUUCUGGUUGAAUGAAUGUCUGCGAGUGAUAUUGACAAAGAAAAUUCUACCUUAAUUCCGCGUUUAAAUUACGUGCACCUGCUGCUAACUCUUAUCAACGGUACUUCAGUUUUGCUUCAUUUAGCUAAUCUUAAACAACCUCUCAAGGCUACGCUUGACAUUUGGUGUCCUUCAGAUCUAACUAACAAACCCGAUUCCGAUCGACAAUCAAACUUUGUUUACGUGAGAAACCUACAUACACCAAACGGUGUUCUUCGCAGAGCUCGGAUUCGUGAGUCUGACAUAAUAGCUAUUGAAGUCGUCAGUACAGAUGGAAAUGUCAGAUAAUUCGUUUCGAGUAUUAGGUGAUACUCCACCCGUGCCUCCAAAAAAGCGUGCUCGGCUUGAUGUAUCCUCUGUCUGCUCUACUAAUAAUGCCUCAACAGACUCUAUGUCUUUCUGCCCCGAAAAUAUGCAUUUAGUUUCUGUGCUUCGGAAUGAUCCUCGCAGCAAGUGUUUGGUGCUUCACACGCGUUUUGGCGAUGACUUAAAGGAAGCCAUUGUAACCCUGCAAAAGUCAUCAUUUCCAAACGAUGCUGACACUUUAAAACGUUGCAAAGUAGUUAACAAACUGAUCGUCCAUAAGGAAGAUAACAAUGAAGAAGACAGCUGUCUUAAACAAGAUGAAUCAGUGAAUAUUGAAGAAAAUAACUCCUCUUUUCCUGAAUGGCAAGCCAAAUCAAUUAUGAGCAAUGAUGUGUACCAUCGCUUCCUUGUAACAAAUGGUUUGGAGUCAGUUAACAGUGUUGAUAUGACUGUAAUUUAUCCUGCUGAGUCACAUCACUUUGCAAAAUUUACCGGUUCUGGUCGUCAUAUUAUUCAGGAAACUCCAGAAAUGUAUAAAGACGUUAUUCUUCCUUUCUUGUCUGAAAAGCCGAAAGACCUCACUUGGAUUGAUAAUAUAAUAGCAGGAACCGCUGAACAAGACCGUGUUCUAUACACUGAUGUAAAUGAAGAGUAUGGUUUCACACUGGUACUGGACUAUCAGUGGGAUGGAACACGCUUGCAAGAACUCCAUUGCCUCGGUAUUGCUCAUAAUGCAAAGCUAACUUGCCUACGUGAUCUGCGUCGUUGUCAUGUUCCAAUGUUGAGAAAGAUGCUGCAGCAGGGACGCAAUCUACUUUCUGAUAAAUACAGCAAGCCGGCAGAUGUUUCCAAUAAUCAAACAUGCCAUAAUGGUCACAAAGUUGGUCUAUCAAAAGAUCAAAUUCUUGCCUAUUUACAUUAUCCACCAACUUUUUAUCGGCUUCAUGUUCACUUCAUGCAUGUAGAUUCAGGAGAUAGUGGCACUAUCGCAGGCAGAGCUCAUAUACUAGAAGAGAUUAUCCGUAAUCUUGAACAAGACGAUUUUUAUUAUGCUAACCGUACACUCACUAUCUUUUCCCAUGAUCAAAGCCCUAUGUACAAAGCUAUUUGUGCAGGUUGUCCCCUAGAAUCUACUGAAGAUUCAGUAACUGAGUAAAUUAUGUUUCUCUUGAUAAGAACUGUGGAAGAUUUAUUACAAAUAUAUAUAUAUAUUGUUGUACUAUCUCUGAUUUUUUAGUGGAUAAAAUGUAAAAAUAUAUAUUUCGUAGCAUUAUCA